AGUUCAAGUAAAGACAUGCGUGUACUAAAAUUAACACUAUAACAAAUUUUAUUUAUUUUGCAGAUAUUAAUGCAUAUUGAUCAUCCUUUGGACAGUAGCAGAUUCGUCCUGUUUUUCUUAUGUGUACAGUUUCAUUUGUACGUUAUCAGUCUGUUCGGGCAAAUCAUACUGAAUCACAGUACAAUGUUAGCAGAAAGAAUGUAAGUAGCUGCAGAAAGAAUAGAGAAUACUCGAAUAAGAAGAAGGGAUUCAAUGAGAUGUUUUUUAUGUCUGAAUUGUAUAGAUACAACUGCAACUGGUACGAGGCACCGAUCAAGUUUCAGAAGUUACUUUGUUUCAUGAUAGCGAGGAGCAGCAAACCAUGCAUUCUGAGCGCAGGAGGACUCUAUGACAUGAAUAUGGAGAACUACGGAAAAGUAUGUAUCGAUUACGUUCGAAAAUUUGUUACGCAACUAUACGCGUUAAUGGACUUUUUCUUGACAAAAGGCAGUGAAAACGUGCAUGUCAUAUUUUACGAUGUUUCUGUCAAUGCGGGAAUGAUGUGCCGCGCCACUUGAAGCCAUCUUGACAAUGACGAUGCAAAUGCAACGCUGAAGAAACUUGCAAGCAAACUUGCUAGGUCUCCAAUUUCUGGGAGGACUGACUUUUUUAUCGCAAGCAAUAUUUGUCUAUUGAUCAGUGAUUUGAUGCGAGAUGUUUGGGCAAUACAAAUAUUUUAUCGUGAAGACUGUUCAAAAUUAAUACAUUACUAGGUGAAAACGUAACAAUUGUUUGGGGACUACCUAAAGCUAAUUGUUUAGCUUUAUGCACAAUAAUAGUUGCAUUAUGUAUCAAUGUUAUAAAACUGAAUGUCACUAAUUAACUUGAAGCUUUCGAGCACCACUUCAAGAAUGCUAUCUACAGUCGUAACUGACAUGAAUAGUAAUGUACAAUUUUCUAUAUGCAACUGUCUAAGUGUAAUUAACGUUGUUGAACAUGAACUGUUGCUAUGUGUUAUUGUGAUGAAACUGGUACGAUAAAAAAUUGUUUCAUCAGAUCUUCCUCUAAUAUUUGAAUGCAAGUGUUUCUCGUGUGAUGCACAAAUUCGGAAUUAAUUCUUGAAACAAGAGAGAUUUAAAGGAGUAACUCACCACAGUUACAGUGCGUUCACUAUAAAACCUAAUAUUCACUGAUUUGAAAUAAACUUGCUACUCUUCGAAUGGAGUUGGUUAGAAGACACGAAGCGGACUACGUAUAUACAUUGUUCCACUUUAUAAUUUCAAAAUGAUAUGUUUCCCUGCCAGGAGCCCGCCAGAAACACCGGGUAGCGAGUACUUCAAAACCACCUGCUCAUCCCACGAAUGUUCUUCAACCCCAUCGCAGUUAGUUCAUUGAUUAUUUAAUACAAUCAACAUGUUCCGUUGUCUUACAUAUCGCGAAUGAAUUUACCGCGACACCAACACAAUAAGAAAAAGUAUGACUGUCAGUUGACGAACAGGACCAGCACCGCAAUUGACUCUUUGGGUUAAGAGCUGGUGGAAAUAUCGACCGCCGUACUCCACCAGAUUCCUUUAAUUUAUGUAGCAGAGCAAUUACGACAGAAAGUGACGAGUUAAUGACCGUAUAAAGAAAACCAUGCAUUCUGUUUCCAAAGUAUUUUCAUCGUUUACCACCGCCGGUAGAAUUAUCGACCCUUGCACUCCGGCAGAUUCGCCUGAUUUAUGUAACAGAGCGAUUUUAACUGAAGGUGACGGGUUAAUGACCGUAUGAAAAAAACCGCGCUUCCCUUUCGCGAAAUAUUUCGAUCGCGACGUUCGCACUACCGGUGUUAAAAAUGCCGCACACGGAGACAGAAAACAUUACACGCGGUACUUACUUUAAUUCAUUCUCGAUCCAGUUAAACCGUGUAGUAACUAUGCGAAUGUUCACUCAUUCAUCACAAACCGAAGUUAUCUUUGUAUUUUCAUUUUUCGUGAAAGUAACGAUUGACUGUAACGUACUCAUACGGUCGCUAGUAAUUUUGUUGAUCGAUUGUGGAUAUUCAGUAUUUCAGAAUGAACAAGUAGAAGCUACGGGAGUAUUCGAUCUUUAUUACUACAAACCGCUUAAAAAGUAUUUAGUGUCGCUCGGGUUGAAUCCGUACGUCGAGAGUGUAGGGAGCAACGUCAAACACACUGUGGUGGUCUGCACCAUAAUCUCUGGCUUGAUAGUACUGGUAAAACAUUUACAAUCACAGUAUAAAAUUGGAUAUUUUUAAAUUUUUACAAUUGCAAAAUAUUAUCACGCACUUCGCAGUGUCUACAGUUAAUUGUAGUAAUCAAGGCAAAGGACGUUGAUAAAAUAAUCGACCAAAUACCUGACAUACUCCUGAUGAUCACAAGCCUAAUUAAAUAUGAGAACGUUGUACUGCACAAAAAACGCGUACGUAUAUCUGUAACCUCUAUCUGUUCAAAAUCUAACUGUUCUAAUAUUUACAGUUUCAAGUACUGCUAAAUUCUAUUCUGAACGACUGGAAGCAGUGGACAAAUGAACUACCGGUGCUGGAGAAGACGACCUCGCAGGCGGGUAAAAUAGCCCGCUCAUACAGAAGUAUAUACAGAAGUAUAGCAAUUUUUAUAGCAAAUGUAAAGUGUAUUUUACAAUGAAAACUUUACAGACACCCUAGCGGGGGCCACAAUAUACUGCAUAUAUUCUCCACUGAUGAAUCCUACUCUGGAUUUAAUUAUUCCACUGAACGAAACUCGUCCAAAGGAGUUUCUGUUCAAGGCUUCUUACGCGUUUAUAGAAGUUGAUGAUCAUUUUAUCAGCGUGUUUCUUCAUUUGAGUUGGAUCGCGAUCGUGACGGUCUACUGUAUCGCAAUCGUGGAUUCGUUAUACAUAUUAAUCAUUCAUCACGUUUGUGGAUUGUUUGACGUGUGCGGAUAUCAGAUCGAAACAGCAACACAAGACCCUGAAUUGCGGUACGAUCAGUUCAAGCAAUGCGUGAUGACUCAUCAUAAAGCUCUGAUGCUUUUCGACAAUCUACAGGAAUGCAGCAAGAACAUGUUUCUUGUUCUGGUUGCGAUAAACAUGACGCUCAUCAGCAUGACAGGCGUUCAAAUACUUAUGGCUGUGGGUAAACCUCAUGAAAUGCUCAGAUUUAGUCUGUUCUUUUUAUGUGAACAUAUCCAUCUGUACAUCAUCAGUUUAUUUGGACAAAUCAUACUGAAUCACAGCGCAAUAUUAGCGGAAAGAAUAUAUAGUUCCGACUGGUACGAGAUACCCAUCAAGUUUCAGAAGUUACUUUGCAUAAUGAUACUGAGGUGCAGUAAACCAGUCAAUCUGAACGCGGGAGGUCUCUACGAUAUGAACAUGGAGAACUAUGGAAAAAUUAAAAUAUUGCUAAAUUUUAUUCUGAACGACUGGAAGAUACUGAGAGAUGAACUACCAGUGCUUGAUAGAAUUACUGAACAAGGGAGUAGACUUGCACACAUGUACAGAGUCACCUUAAUGUGGGCCACAAUAGGCUUCAUAUACAUUCCCCUAAUAAACCCCACAUUGGAUUUAAUAAUACCUCUAAAUGAAACUCGUCCAAAAGAACAACUAUUCGGUGUGUGUUACGUAUUCAUAAACCCUGACGAUUAUUUCACCGCUGUUUUUCUUCACAUGGGUUGGACCACGUGGGUGACGGUGUACAAUAUCAUUACAGUAGAUUCGUUAUACAUAUUAAUCAUUCAUCACGUUUGUGGAUUGUUCGACGUAUGCGGAUACCAGAUUGAAACGAUUUUCAAACGCAGUAAUUUGCAACACUAUCAGUUCAAGCAAUGCGUGAUUCAUCAUCACAAAGCUCUGGAGUUUUUUAAUUACCUGCAGGAAUGCAGUCAGAAUAUGAAUUUGAUGCUGGUCGCGAUAACCAUGAUACUCAUCAGCACGACGGCCGUCCAAAUACUUAUGCACAUGGAUCAGCCGCUUGACAGUGCCAGAUUCAUCCUGUUCUUUGUGUGCUCACACAUUCAUUUGUACAUCAUCAGUCUGUUCGGGCAAAUAAUACUGAACCACAGCAAAACAUUAGCAGAAAGAAUAUACAGCUGCAACUGGUACGGGAUACCGAUAAAGUUCCAGAAAUUACUUUGUAUAAUGAUACUGAGGUGCAGUAAGCCCGCCAUUUUGAGCGCCGGAGGACUCUAUGACAUGAACAUGGAGAACUAUGGAAAAGCAGUGAAAGCGUGCAUGUCAUAUUUUACGAUGUUUCUGUCAAUGAGGGAGUGAGUGUAAACCUGACAAUAUCAACUAAUGACGAUGAAACGGUUGUUACCGAUAAAACUAUCAAAAAUGGAAAUGAAAAACGCAGUGCAUAUU
Molecule: messenger RNA, 4317 nt
Organism: Megachile rotundata (alfalfa leafcutting bee)
Lineage: Eukaryota; Metazoa; Arthropoda; Insecta; Hymenoptera; Megachilidae
Biological process (GO): detection of chemical stimulus involved in sensory perception of smell; sensory perception of smell
Cellular component (GO): plasma membrane
Molecular function (GO): odorant binding; olfactory receptor activity
Source: RefSeq, a predicted model, not a curated record